Molecule: messenger RNA, 1478 nt
Organism: Blepharisma stoltei
Lineage: Eukaryota; Ciliophora; Heterotrichea; Heterotrichida; Blepharismidae
Source: the annotation of a GenBank genome assembly
AUGCAUAAAAGAUGUUUCAAAGAAGAUUGCCAAAACAAGCCAAUUAUGACCUGCUCCUGUGUUCCUAAUCGGUUUUAUAUGUGUAGUGAGCAUUAUACAGAGCAUAUUGAAUCAGGCAAUCUGAGUGACCACAAUAUUGGUGAAAUUUAUACUGCUCCUAAUUUUCAAACAAAACAAAUCGCAAUUGAAAAACUUUCUAAUAUAAAAGAAGAAGCAGCCAAAACUAUAGCAGAAAUUUUAAAAAAGUCUUCUGAACUUAUCCAAAAUAUAGAAAAUUGUGUAGAAAAAUCAUGUGAAAUCUUGCUUAAGUUAGGCAAAAGAUGUACGGAAAUAAUUGAAGAGAUUAAUUCUACCAAAGAAAUCUCGAAUUUCAGCCAGCUGAACUAUGUUGAAAAUUUAUUAAAUUUGAAGCUUGAAGAUGCAGAAAAUAUUUUAAGCGACUGGAAGUUCCCUACCCUUAAUUUCAAUAUGACAAAAUCUUUAGAUUCAGUUAAAGAUCUUUUCAAUAUCAAUUUUUUAUCGAGUCUUUUAUCUUUUGACCAAAACGUUGAGUCUGGGGAAAACGAAUUAUUAUUUUUUAAAUGUUUUUCAAAAGAGUUAUACUGAGCUUUGAUAAAUUUAAAAUAAAAAAAAAGUUAUUAAUGAUUUAUAAGAAUUCUAUAUUAUUUUCUAAUUAAUCUAAAAGAAUGUAAUAUCUGUCAACGUCUCAAGUCUCAAAACUAGGUCACUUUAUUUACAAUUAAAUGAAAAAAUAAACAGCAGCACUUGUUUAUGCUUACUUCCUGAUAAAAGUCUUUUUUGCUAUGGAAAUUUAACAAAUGAGUACUCAGGGGCUACGUUUAUUAUUGAAACUUCUUUAAGGGUUGCUCAGCUGCCUAGUGGUACUCCAUGCACAGGGUCAGGCGCAGUUUAUAUGAAAGGAUGUGUAUAUACUUUUGGAGGAAAAAAUAAUGAAGGAACUAUGAAAAGGGCUGAAAAAUUUAAUUUUAUACAAAAUUCAUGGGAAUCUUUACCAUCACUUCCUCAGUCUGCAGAUUUUUGUUCCUGUGUAGUUUUUAAUGAACAAAUCUUAAUAUCAGGAAGAGGCAACAAUAAAAUUUUUUCCUAUAACCCAGUCACAAACAAAUAUACAAAAAUUUAUACUUUCAGCUCUGAAGAGCAAAAACUUUUAUGCCUAGGAAAUGAAAGGGUUUAUGCAAUUUUAUCCGGAAAUGUUAUAUACGAAAGCAAAACAAAUGACAUAACAAAAUGGCAUGUUGUCUGUGAAGAAGUCCUGAAUUUAGGCUAUUUGAUUUCCUAUCAACAUUAUCAUUCAAAUUCAGUUUUUUUUAUAAAUCAUGACUAUAAGCUUUUUAGGUUUAUUAAUUUUUUAAUUGAAAAAUUAGUUAAAAUAUAUAUUAUUUUUAUAAAAAAAAUUAUUUAGGUUUGAUUUACAGUGCAAAGAAGUUUUUAUGGUAGAUGAGCUCAGUAAUGUGUAA